CUUUGUACUCCAGAUUGCAAGAAUGUUAAUUAAACCAACUUCAAAGAGGACACGUCUUGUUUUUUGGAACAAAGUUUGGCUAGCUGUCUAGCUGAAAGCUACGUCACGUUUCAGCGAGGACAGUAAAGUAAAAAGGUGAAGAAAAUCGGGAGCUCAACUAAAAGAAAAUGGAAGACCAAAGGGAUGCGGCUAAGUCAGGAAAAGCAUCAAAAACCACAAAAAGCUCUCGCUCCUCCGCAUCCAGUGCAGCUAUUCGAGCACGUGCUCAAGCAGAAGCAGCAAAGGCAAGGGCUUUAUUUUCUGAAAAGGAAGCGAAGCUUAAAGUAGAAAGUGCAGCAAAAGAAGCAGAGCUACAGCUAAGCAAAGCAAAGUUAGAAGCAGAGUUAAAGGCGCUGGAAUUCCAAAGAGAGGCUGCUGCAGCCAUUGCACAAGCAGAAGCAUUAGAAGCAGCUGAGGAACUUGAAUCAGAAAAAUCAGAUUCAGUUACUCAAGAAAAAUUGCAAAAGGACAUUCAGUUAAGAACAAAAGAAUAUGUUAAAAAACAAGUUCAACUACAGUCACAAGAAAGCCGCACCCCCGCAGCCCCACAAUCCAGAAGACCUAGUGUGGAAGAAAGUUUCAUUACAUGGCAUGCUCAGGAUGUGAAGGCACAAGAAAUUGUUCCUUUCACCAACUAAAAAGAUCACAAAAACAGCAGCUACGAGAAAAUAAGAUGUCAGACAAAGCCAAAGACAACUCACUACUUCGAUGGUCUGCCACUAAACCCUGCAGCACCAUCAUAUGACCCACAAGGUAUCACCACUCCUCCCAGCAUAACAUCAGAAACUGGAAACCUGGCUCGUUAUUUGGCCCGCCGCGACUUGGUGAGUACAAGUCUUUACCAGUUUGACGACAGACCUGAAAGUUACAGAGCAUGGCGGUCCUCAUUCAACAAUGCUACUGCAGAUAUAGGACUCACAGCCACUGAAAUGUUGGAUCUGCUUAUUAAGUGGCUUGGGACUGAAUCUGUGAAACAUGUUAAAAGAAUCAGGUCUGUGCAUGCUGGAAAUCCCUGUGUAGCUCUGGAAAAGACCUGGGCACGCCUCCAGGAGUGCUACGCCGCACCUAAAGUUGCAGAAAAAGCUUUGUUUAAAAGACUUGAGGAUUUCCCAAAAAUAACUGCUAAAGAAUACUCCAAGUUAAGGGACUUGGGUGAUCUUCUUAUGGAGGUUCAAGGUGCUAAGGAAGAGGGUUACUUAACAGGACUCGCAUACAUAUUGGCCCCAUACUAGAAAAAACUUCCUUAUGGGAUUCAGGAAAGAUGGCUCACUUUCGGCUCAAAAUUGAAGGAAGAAAACUAUGGACAGUUCCCCCCAUUUGACUAUUUCACAAGUUUCAUCUGUGAUGAAGCACGCAGAAGGAAUGACCCGAGUUUCAUAUUUUCACGCAGCUAUGAAAAAGUGCAUGAAGCGCCCACUAGGAGUUUUGGGAACAGAAUAUCAGUUCACAAAACUUACGUUUCAGCAGGAGUGAAACCAUCAACAAAUCUGCCUGCAAAAAAUCACGAAGCACUGGAGAAAAACUGCCCCAUCCAUAACAACUCACACCCAAUAAAAAAAUGUAGAGCAUUCAGAGCUAAAAGUAUCAUAGAAAGGAAAACAAUUCUCAAAGAAAAUGGGAUCUGUUUUAAAUGCUGUACCUCAACCAGUCAUCUUGCGAAGGACUGCAAAAUCCCGGUAAAGUGCUCAGAGUGUGACAGUGACCGCCAUGACACCGCAAUGCAUGCCAGCACGCUGCUCCAGGUCUUCACGAGGCCUGCUCCCCCAAUAAACAACGGCGGGGAGGAGGAGCAAACUGUCACCAAUGCAACUGUAAGUUCACAGUGCACUCAAGUUUGUGGACCAGGACAAACAAGCAGAUCCUGCUCUAAGAUUUGUCUGGUCCGAGUUUAUCAACGAGGUCAGCGGGAAAAGGCAGCCAAUAUGUAUGUGAUUCUGGACGACCAAAGUAAUCGUUCACUGGUCCGCUCAGACUUUUUUGAACUGUUUAAAUUCGAAAGCCAGUUGUUCCCAUACAGAUUGAAAACGUGUGCUGGGCCAUUGGAAACUUCCGGACGCAAAGCAGAAGGUUUCCAGAUUGAAUCUCUUGAUGGAAAAGUAGUCCUCCCACUACCGUCACUCAUCGAGUGCAAUAAGAUACUGAAUGACCGCUCAGAAAUCCCCACGCCAGAUGCAGCCCGCUGUCACCCACACCUGAAAAAGUUAUCACAGUUCAUACCAGAGCUUGACCCCAAAGCAGAAAUCCUGAUCUUAUUGGGAAGGGACAUUUUGAGAGUUCACAAAGUCCGCCAGCAAGUAAAUGGGCCCCACAAUGCUCCUUUCGCCCAGAGACUGGAUCUAGGAUGGGUCCUGAUUGGAGAUGUUUGUCUCGGAAACUCGCAUAAACCAACCAUAAGCACAUACAGAACCAAUGUGUUGGAAAACGGACGCCCGUCUAUAUGUACCCCCUGCAACAGUUCCAUCAGGCUGAUUGAAAAUACCUGCCAAAGCGGGGAGGAAUGGAGGAAACUCAACAGUGCAUCAGUUGCGACUUUAGGAAAGAGCGUUUUCAAUGAAACAGCUUCGGACAACAAACCCGGCCCAUCCAUAGAAGAUACGGUCUUCUUGCAGUUAAUGAAUGCAGAAAUGUUCGAGGAUGGCUCAAACCACUGGGUGGCACCCCUUCCUUUCCGACCACAGCGCCAGCUUCUCUCCAACAACCGUGAGUAUGCCCUGUCUCGACUUUAUUCAUUGUAAAAAACUUUACAAAGAAAACCAAAGGUCAAAGAUCAGUUUCUUGAGUUUAUGGAAAAGAUCUUUGAGAACAAUCACGCAGAAGUUGCUCCACCACUGGGAGAAAAUGAGGAAUGCUGGUAUCUGCCGACUUUCGGAGUUUUUCACCCACAGAAACCAGAGAACAUACGUGUGGUGUUUGACUCUAGCGCAAAGCAUUCAGGUAUGUCUCUUAACAAUGCUCUCCUUAAAGGCCCAGAUCUCAACAACUCUCUUGUAGGGGUCUUAAUCCGUUUUCGCAAAGAGCAAGUGGCUGCAGUUGCAGAUAUUCAGCAGAUGUUCCACUGCUUCCUAGUUCGCAGUGAUCACCGAAACUACCUGAGAUUUUUGUGGCACAGAGACAAUGAUAUGUCCAAAGAGAUCAUUGACUAUAGAAUGCGAGUUCAUGUGUUCGGGAACAGCCCAUCUCCCUCUGUGGCCAUCUACGGACUCAGGAAAGCCAUCCAAGAAGGUGGACACAAAUACGGACAUUUUUAUGUUGAUGAUGGGCUCAUCAGUGUGCCUACAGACAAGGAAGCCAUCAGCCUCCUCAAGAGAACCCAAGCUUCCCUCAGCGACUCAAAUUUGAGGCUGCACAAGUUUGCAUCAAACAGUGACACUGUUUUGCAAGCAUUUGCACCAGAAGAUCGAGCAGUCCUCAAAGAUCUGGACCUCAGCGGAGAAGCUGCACCUGUGCAACGCAGCUUGGGUCUGCUGUGGGUAACUACUACAGACACUUUCACUUUCAAAGCAUCGGAAGACCGAAAACCUUUCACUCGCAGAGGGGUUUUGUCAACAGUGAACAGUGUUUUCGAUCCUCUAGGCAUGCUCGCUCCUGUAACCAUCGAAGGCAAACAUUUGUUGAGAGAGUUCUGUGCUGACAAGUUUGAAUGGGAUGCUCCCCUCCCAGAAGAAAAGCGCAAACGGUGGGAGUUAUGGAAAGACUCUUUGCACGAUUUUAAAAGGUUACAUAUUCCAAGACCAUAUGUUCCAAAAUCACUCUCCAAAGCCAAACAUAAGGAGUUGUGUGUGUUCUCCGACGCUUCUGUCAAAGCCAUUGGAGCUGUGGCGUAUCUCAGGACUGUUCAAGUUGAAGGAGAUGUAAAGGUAGGCUUCAUUCUCUGAAAGGCUAAACUAGCUCCGCUCUCUCGGCCUACUAUUCCCCGGCUGGAACUUUGUGCUGCAGUACUGGCCGUGGAAGUUGCUGACCUCAUCCAAGAGGAAUUGGAUCUAAAAUUGGACUCAGUAAAAUUCUUUUGUGACAGCAAAGUUGUGCUUGGAUAUAUUCACAAUCAGACCAAACGUUUCCAUAUCUACGUUCACAACCGUGUCCAGUGCAUUCAUCAUUCUACAAAACCAGACCAGUGGUUCUAUGUUUGCACACAAGACAACCCUGCGGACCAUGCAUCCAGGUCAGUUCAAGCAUCACACCUAACACACACAACAUGGUUCACUGGACCAGCUUUCCUGUACAAGUCAAAACUCUGUCCUGAAAACACAAAAGAGAUUUAUGAACUUGUGAAUCCAGAAACAGACACAGAAAUACACAGUGAAGUGAGCAGCUUUUUGACACAAAGUCAAGAAAAGGUUCUGGCCACACGCUUCCAACGGUUUUCAUCGAUGCAUUCACUUACCAGGGCAAUAGCAACUCUCAUCCACAUUGUCAAGACAUACAAACAAAACAACUUUGGCAAUUGCAAAGGAUGGCACCGCUGCAAGCUCCCACACACUCCUGAUGAGUUAAGUCAAGCUAAGCAUGUGAUAACCAAAGCAGCUCAGGAACAGUUCUGAGAUGACAGCUCUUAAAACGAUGCAAUCUGUGCCAAGAAACAGCGCACUUGUAAACCUGAAUCCCAUUCUGGAAGAGGACUUGAUUUGUGUUGGUGGUAGACUAAAAGGUUACUGCUGUCUUCCCUGGAAGAGAUGGCAGAGACAGAGAAGUGCAACUCAAAACAUCAGAACAGGGAACCUCAAAGACAUUUAAGAGACCUAUUUCAGAAAUAGUUCUUCUUUUGCCAGUAGAUUAGAAAUGCUAUGUUUUAUUUAAGUUAAGUAGUGACCUAAUUAGGUCAGACGGGGAGUGCUCUGCCUUUCAGGCACGUUUUCCAGAUAUGUUUUUGUAGAGACUUUUAUUUUGAAACCGCCGCUUUUAUUUUGGCGAAGGCACAUCAGCCGGACGUGCUGGAAUGCAAGCUAGCGGAGGAGAAAACGCUGGUUGAUGCUCAAAGCUGAUGUCUAGCCUGCUUUGCAUUCAAAACCCACAAACUUUUGGUUGAUUCCCUACAGAAGCAACACCUUUUUACUUUGUACUCCAGAUUACAAGAAUGUUAAUUAAACCAACUUCAAAGAG
Oryzias latipes (Japanese medaka) is the source of this 5139-nucleotide messenger RNA. Lineage: Eukaryota; Metazoa; Chordata; Actinopteri; Beloniformes; Adrianichthyidae. The record is from RefSeq and is a predicted model, not a curated record.